AUGUUGGAGAGAAUCAGUCGUGUUGCAAAGAGCCUAUCGAAGACCAACUCGGGCAUCAAGGUCACUCACCGAGCAGCAGAUAUUGGCAAUUUCGAUGAGGUUGACAAGGCAAUUGGUUCAGCCAUUGAGGAGAUCGGCGACAUUGACAUUCUCAUCAACAACGCCGGUCUCGCCCUAGGAGCUCCCGCCAGGUUCCCGGACCUGAAGAUCGAGGAUAUCAUCACCAUGUCAAACACAAACAUCAACGGAACCAUGUUUGUGACACAUUCGGUACUCAACAGGCCCAUGAUGAAGCGAAAGCCCGGAAAGGGCACUAUUCUAAACGUCACCUCUGUUACCGCGCAUGAAGUCCCGCCGUUCCCGGGCAAGGCGGUGUACCACGCCAGCAAAGCUUUCCAGGAGGGCUUUACCAACUCACUCCGCAACGAACUAGUGGAGACCGAUAUCAAGGUACUGGCAAUCAGGCCUGGUGUUGUUGCGACUCACUUCCAUACACAGCGUGUGGGAUUCGAUCAGGACCAAUACGACUCAUCCGUUGAUGGCUACGAUCCGCUUGUUUCCGAUGACGUUGCCCAGGCAGCUGUUUAUAUGCUGGAGCAACCGGAGAAGGUCUCCAUCAAGGCUCUCGAUGUCGUUCCUACAGCUCAACGUUCACUCACCGUAUUCGAUCGGACAUGGAGUCAACGCAGCCAUCAAUAAUUUGAUCAUUGAAUGGACUAUGCAGUGUAUAGCCAAAGUCGUGCAGUCAUAGAGAUUCGGCAUUGGUUUAAGCCAGAGAGAAUUUUACAUCGACUUUCCGAAUAGUGUUUGGCUUUCUUGAAUGGAAAGUAAUGCUGCAUAUCUAGUUGGCCUAAGUAGGUCUAGUUAUUAGAGUAAUACUGCAUAGUCGGAUUUCGGCCCCCAUUAAGGAUGC
Molecule: messenger RNA, 913 nt
Organism: Colletotrichum phormii
Lineage: Eukaryota; Fungi; Ascomycota; Sordariomycetes; Glomerellales; Glomerellaceae
Product: NADP-dependent L-serine/L-allo-threonine dehydrogenase ydfG
Exons: 5
Coding region: 1-699 (232 amino acids)
Cellular component (GO): cytosol
Molecular function (GO): oxidoreductase activity
Source: RefSeq, a predicted model, not a curated record